Molecule: messenger RNA, 1869 nt
Organism: Vicia faba (fava bean)
Lineage: Eukaryota; Viridiplantae; Streptophyta; Magnoliopsida; Fabales; Fabaceae
Source: the annotation of a GenBank genome assembly
AUGAGCGGCGCAAGACUUUGCACAUUGCUCGGAGAACUGGGUUACGAAGGAACAAAUUCAGGAUCAGAUUCAUUGGAUCCAGAUAGCUUCGAAUGGCCUUUCCAAUACGAAGACACUCGCCCCAUUCUUCACUGGAUCUGCUCCACUCUUCGUCCUUCUAAUAUCCUCUCCCAUUCCGAACUCUCUCAGUAUGAGCAAUUCAAGCACCAAGGUAAAUUAUUGGAAGGCGGUGAUUUGGAUUUCGCUUUUGAUAGCAUUUCAGCUUUCUCCGAUACUACUGAUAAUCAGGAAGCUCUUUUUGGUCCUCAUGAACCACUUAGUUUGAAGGAUAUCAAGGAAGAAACUUUGGCGUAUAAAGCUGAAGCUGCUGAUUUGCAAAGACAGCUGAGGCAACUUCAAUCUCAAUUUGACAUGCUUUCUGGCCAGGCGUCAACUUUGACCCAAGGGAGACGAGCGCGUGUUGGCGCGACUUCUGUUGUUAGCGGCCACCUCGCAGCAAUUGAGGAGAGCCUUUCCGGGAGAAAUUUACAGAUGAAUGCAGUUCUUGGAAGGAUUGCUUCCACAUCAGAGGAGUUGGCUCAUUACCAUUCAGGAGAUGAAGAUGGUAUAUAUUUGGCAUACUCAGACUUCACCCAGUUUUUGUUUGAAGACUCAUCUUGUCUCAAAGAACUUAAUCAAUGGUUUUCUAAGCAACUCGAUACAGGUCCAUUUCGACUUGUUGCCGAAGAGGGGAAAUCUAAAUGUUCAUGGGUAAAUCUUGACGACGUCUCAAGUAAUUAUGUUAGAGAUUUAGAAAAAUCUCAUCAUCAACGUGUAUCUGAGUUGCAACGGCUUCGUUCAAUAUUUGGAAUAAGUGAAAGACAAUGGGUGGAAGCACAAGUUGAGAAUGCGAAGCAGCAGGCCAUUUUAAUGACGCUUAAAUCACAAGUAUCAUCAGAUGAAGCUCACAUGCAUUUUGACCACCAUUUUCUUCGGAGAAAGCAUUCUGAGUUGAAAGCAGAACUUUCAAAUCUUUAUAAUCAUGAAGAAAAGCUUCUAUCAGAGACUAUUCCAGAAUUGUGCUGGGAACUAGCUCAACUCCAAGACACUUAUAUUUUACAAGGUGAUUAUGAUUUGAAGGUCAUGCGCCAAGAGUACUAUAUUAACAGGCAGAAAGCGUUCAUAAACCAUCUCAUCAAUCUGCUUGCCAGGCAUCAAUUGUUAAAGAUAGCCUGUCAGUUGGAAAAGAAGCACAUGCUUGGAGCAUAUUACUUGCUUAAGCUUAUUGAGUCUGAGCUGCAAGCAUACUUGUCCGCAACAGAGGGUCGGGUGGGUCGUUGUCUGGCUCUUAUCCAAGCUGCAACUGAUGGUCAAGAACAAGGGGGAGUACAUGACAGUGAUCAUUUUUUGCAUGCUAUUAGAGACCUACUGAAAAUUUAUUCAAAUACUCAAGCCGCACUGUCGACAUACGUAUCAGCACCAGGCAUUGUCCAGCAAAUAUCAGCCCUUCAUUCAGAUUUAAUGACACUUCAAUCGGACCUUGAUAAUUCUCUUCCAGAAGAACGAAAUAGGUGUAUUAAUGAACUGUGCAACCUUAUUCAAAGUAUGCAACAACUGCUCUUUGCAUCUUCUACAACUGCACAGCCAAUACUGACCCCUCGGCCAUUGAUGAAAGAGCUCGAUGAGAUGGAAAAGGUUAACGCAGAGCUCUCUGUUGCUGUGGAAGAGGUGACACUAGAGCAUGUCAAGAAAAAUGAGAUUGUAAAACACCAUUCGCAAGAAAUAGGACUUCAACGGCGCGUCUUUGUAGACUUCUUUGGCAAUCCAGAACGGCUCAGAAGCCAAGUUAGAGAACUGACUGCCAGGGUCAGAGCCUUGCAAAUUUCCUAG